This is a messenger RNA of Stegodyphus dumicola, 1968 nucleotides long. RefSeq names its product alpha-1,6-mannosyl-glycoprotein 2-beta-N-acetylglucosaminyltransferase (gene Mgat2). Gene Ontology annotation, biological process: oligosaccharide biosynthetic process; protein N-linked glycosylation. NCBI's taxonomy places the organism in Eukaryota, Metazoa, Arthropoda, Arachnida, Araneae, Eresidae. Gene Ontology annotation, cellular component: Golgi membrane; Golgi stack. The record is from RefSeq and is a predicted model, not a curated record. Gene Ontology annotation, molecular function: alpha-1,6-mannosylglycoprotein 2-beta-N-acetylglucosaminyltransferase activity.
AUUCGGUCGGUAGAUGUUUCGUUUUCCUACGUUGAGCUAUCGUGUAUCGAAGGGGUAGCUCCGUUUAUUUUUAAAAGUUGAGUUGCGAAGCAUCAUAAUACCUUAGAAUUUGUCUUACAAAAUGUCUUUUUAUUAUUAUUUUUGGGUGCUGAAAUACACAUGAACAUGCUACCAAGCUUCAGUAUAAAUUUGAAAUAUAAAUGUUUCAGAAAGAUGUGCAAUACUUGUUGAUACGAAUAAUUUAUUAUCAAUGCUUUAUUACUUUCAGAAAAAAUUUUACGUUUUAUGUAAAUCCGAUCUAUGUUUCAGAGAAACUAGACUGAUGAGUUACUAUAUUUCAUCACAAAACAUAAGCAUAAUGAAAAAGUUUUUAAAAAGUGAUAGGUUUAAUAAGUAGAAGAGAAAUUAAGAAAUUAUCCAUAUAUGAUAACUAACACAAUUACAGUAACUGUACUUUAUGGCAUCUUCAAAAUGUUCCUCAAUAAUGUGUUUGGACCUAGUGUUAUGACGGAAUGGCAAGAGGAUGGCUUUGUUCUACAAUGCUGAGACGGUGUUCUUCUCAUCUCUUCAAAACUGUCGUUUUAUUAUUUGUUGUGUCAUUCCUUUGGCUUCAGUUGAGAAUAGUCAAUCUGAAGCCAGACCUUUUUGUGUCUCACAGAAAUCACUACAGUGAUCCAGAAUCAGCAUUUUUUGCCAAUUAUAGUGCCAUUUUAAAUUCUGUCAAUUCAACAACGCCAUCAAAUCUUCUAAUGCUGCUUAGUACUAUUGAAGAAAUAAAUGCUUUACAGACUGUGAAUAAUUUAGAAAAGUUUGGUCCACUUAAUGAAAAUGAUGUAGUUAUUGUGGUACAAGUGCAUAACAGAGCACAAUAUCUGUAUGCAUUGAUUGAGUCUUUAAGACAAGCACAAAAUAUUAAUCAAACUCUUUUGGUUUUUAGUCAUGAUUUAUUUGAUGUUCACAUCAACAUUCUUAUACAAAGAAUUGAUUUUGCUAAGGUCAUUCAAAUUUUCUACCCAUAUUCUAUUCAGUUGCAUCCAAAUGAAUUUCCAGGACAUGAUCCAAAUGAUUGUGCUAGGAAUAUGAAAAAAGAAGAGGCAUUAAAAAAGAGCUGCAAUAAUGCUAAGCAUCCAGAUUUGUAUGGUCACUACAGAGAAGCUAAAUUUACACAAACAAAACACCACUGGUGGUGGAAGGUAAAUCACCUGAUGGAUGGAUUGCACAUCACAAAUGGGCAUAUAGGCCCUGUUCUUUUACUGGAAGAAGAUCAUUAUGUUGCACCUGAUUUUCUUUAUAUACUUAGGAUGAUGGAUAACCUUAAAAUAACGAAGUGCCCACAAUGUAAUAUCUUGUGUUUAGGAACAUAUGUAAAGUCCUAUAAUUAUGCUGCUUUUAGCAAAAAAAAAAUAGAAAUUGUAAAAUGGCUGUCUAGCAAGCAUAAUAUGGGAAUGGUGAUAAACAGAACAUUAUGGGAGCAAAUUAAAAAAUGUGCCAAGGCAUUUUGCUCCUUUGAUGAUUAUAAUUGGGACUGGUCCUUACAGCAUGUCAGUUCAACUCGUUUACCCUCCCCGUUAACUGCCAUGGUAGCCAUUGCUCCUCGAGUCUUUCAUAUUGGAGAAUGUGGAGUGCACCAUAGAGGAAAAGAUUGUAGCAGUGACCGUGUUGUACACAAAGUCAUGCGAGUUCUUCUGUCCUCCAAUCAUCAUCUUUUCCCAUCAACUCUCACAGUUCACCAAAGUUUCAGGAAACCAUUUAAAGCACCUAAGGGCAAUGGUGGCUGGGGUGAUAUAAGAGAUCAUAAUUUAUGUUGCAGUCAAGUGAAAAAUUCAAGCAUUGACUGUAGCUAGAUAAUAGAAUCAUCUAGUCUAUGUGCAAUCAUUCCUUCACAACUUGUAUAUUUCCUAUUUUAUUAUCCAAGAUGCAUUUACAAGUGCUAAAAUUUGGAUAAAAUUAAAGGUUUUGUAAGUAUUC